UCCGGACCCGACCCACAGGCACCGAGUUCCCGCUGCACAGGGAGAGAGAGACCGGAGAGAGGACCGGAGAGAGGAGGAGAAAUACAACGAGAGAAGAAGAAGAAGAAGAAGAGGAGGAGGAGAAAGUGGAAGAAAAGAGGAGAAAGAGACUCACAAGUGUUUUAGCGGAGCGCGGAGCAGGAGGAGAAAGUGAGAGAGGAAGAGAGGAGGAAGAGAGGAGGAAGCUCCAUGUCGCUCCCCGGCUCCCCUCCGCUGCUCACGCCGGGCUCGGGCACCCAGACCCCGGCCUCGCUCUACCGCCCGGCUCCGGACGGGCUCCACGGCUCGGUGGCCUCCAGCGGCCCCCCCACCCCGCUGUGCCCGUCCCCCCGGCUCUCCAGCACCAUGCUCGGCGCCUUCCUGCCCGGAGCCCCGCUGGUGCCCGGUGCCCUCGGCGGGCUCGGACCCCUCAGCUCCCCGGGCCUGACCCCCGGAUCCCCCGGCCUGCAGCAGCCGUCCUCCGGGCUGUGCAGCGAGUGCAAGCUGGUGGAGGUGCACGGGGUGAAGGUGGCCAGCUUCGGGUCGGACCAGGGCCAGGAGCUGAUCUGCCUCCCGCAGGUGUUCGACCUGUUCCUGAAGCACCUGGUGGGGGGGCUGCACACCGUGUACACCAAGCUCAAGCGCCUGGACAUCGCCCCGGUGGUCUGCACCGUGGAGCAGGUGCGAGUCCUGCGGGGGCUGGGAGCCAUCCAGCCCGGGGUGAACCGCUGCAAGCUCAUCUCCAGGCGGGACUUCGAGACGCUGUACCAGGACUGCACCAGCGCCAGCUCUCGCCCGGGCCGUCCUCCGAAGCGUUGUGCUGGUGCCGGGAUCCAGGAAAGCCCCAGGCUGCUUCACCCGGGCCUCCCCGGCCUGCUGUCCCCCAACCUGCUGUCACACACCGGCCUGACAGCAGCAGCCAUGGCCGAGCUCCAGAAGCUUCACAAGAUGAAGAUGAUGAUGAGUCUCCAGAACGGCAACGAGUCGGACAACGACGACAUGCACUCCAACACAGGAGGCAGCGAGUGUUCCUGGGAUAAGGAGCGUCUCACCAGCCCCCCCGCUGGAGCCCACAGUGGAGGAGGAGGAGCAGGGGGAGGGGGGGGCGGAGGAGGAGCACCGGUCGGAAUGAUGGGAGGAGGAGGAGGAGGAGGAGGAGGAGGAGGAGCGGUGGCAGGUGGAGGGAGGGGGCCGGCCAUCGGAGCGGUCAAUCAGCAACAACUCCAACAGCAGCAACAGCUACUGGCUAACAGGUUGGACCUGCCCUUCAUGAUGAUGCCCCACCCUCUGCUGCCCAUGGGGCUGCCCCCUGCCUCCGUCGCCAUGGCGAUGUCACAGAUGAACCACCUCAACACCAUCGCCAACAUGGCCGCCGCGGCCCAGCAGAUCCACACUCAUGUCCACCGCGCACCUGUCAUCAAGGAGAGGGUGUGUGACAGCCCCUCUCUCUCUCCGUCUGUGGACGAGGCCAACACUCCUCUGCAGUCGCAGCCCAGCAGCUCGGCCUCCAGCUCGCCAGAAAGACUGGGACUAGUGUCAGCUGAUGCAGAUGUUGCACUCAGCAACCCGGCUGCAGCCAACAAGAAAAUAACAAAGGACAAAGACGAGUCAUCGCUGGGACAAGCCCUGCCCCCUGGCUUCCCUGCUCCGUUCCUAUUCGCUGACGGCUUGUCGUCAGUAGAGACCCUGCUCACCAACAUACAGGGUCUGCUGAAGGUGGCGGUGGAGAACGCUCGGGUGCAGGACAAACACAUCCAGGCGGAGAAGAGGGAGCUGAAGAUGGAGCUCUACAGGGAACGAGAGAUGAGGGAGAGUUUGGAGCGGCAGCUCACCUCCGAACUGCACAGCAGAGCCUCCAUCCAGAAGCGUCUGAAGAAGGAGAAGAAGGCCAAGAGGAAGCUGCAGGAGGCGCUGGAGUUUGAGUCCAAGAGGAGGGAGAGAGUGGAGGACGCUCUGAAACACUCGUCCUCAUCCUCCCCCUCUCCUGAGCCGCUUCACGCCGCCAACAACAACAUCAACGCCAAGAACAACGCUGCUGAGGAUAAACCUGAACUUAAUGGAAACCAGCAAGACAACGGUGCUGUACAAGAAUCCCGGCCGUUUCUGAAGACACCCAUGAUGUUUUAGACCGAGGAAUCCGCGCCUGUCGAAACCCCGCCCCCUUCCCGCCAUCUAGCCCCUCCCACACCACCCCCCUGCACAGAAGAACUCCACCAGCCCGUUUCCACAGCAACCACGGCUUCCACGACAGCAACGACCUCCCCCGGCGGGAUUCUAACUUUGCUACACCGCGACAUUUUGAUGUCGCUAAGAUACAUUGAGACUACUAAGAGACACGCCCCUUAUCUGGACUCAUUUUGGGGCCGUCUCUCUCUCUCUCUUUCUUCUAUUCUUCUUUUUAGGCACACUUCACUCCAUUCAAUCCUCUUUUCUCUUCUCAUUCCUCGUUCAUUUCAAAAAAGUAAAAAUCGUUCCCAAGAAAAUGGCGAAGGAGGCAAACGGACCGAUCAGCGCUCGCCAUCGUGUUCGGAGAUCGUGCGAAGAAAUGAACGACUUGAUUGGACGACUGAGACUCUUUAAUUGGUCGGAUAUCAUCAUGUGACUCACUGGACUGAACCAGGCUCAUUGUGAUCGGUGCUGACGAGAUAAUAAUGUUUCCAUGAAAAGAUGAAACUUUCUCUUCAAACCACCUCCUCUGAUUGGACGGUAAUCAGCUCAUCGGAGGCGCUCAGGACGCAGGAUGGAAACAGAGGGUUUAAGAAUAAAAUACAAAAAAAAAGACGUGUAAAGAAAAUAUUUGGAUGGAAAAGAAACUGAGGAAAACAACUCGAGAGGCUAUUUCUGUCUCUCAUGUUUCAUUCAUUUUUGUUUUCCGUACAGGGACCUGAAAGAAUGCAUGGGAAAACUUCUGUUGUCCUUUAUUUUAUCCUCCGUACACUCAUCUCCCCUCGUAUCUCUCCUCUUCUCUGAUUUGUUCUUCACCCUCUUUUCUCUUUUCUAUAAAAAUCAGCAUCUCUUCCUAUAAGACCUUGAAUCCUUCACUCUUCCUUACUUCUUUCCCUUUACCCCCUCCCUCUUUCUCUGUCUCUCUCUUUCUAUACGGAGGCAUUAUUCUGAAACUGUUGGAUGCAGCUUUUCAAUGUAUGAAGUAUUUUCUAUCACCCUUGACUUGUGAAAUCAGUUUCUCAAAUGACGCAAAGGUUGAAAAAAAAAAAAAAAAGAAACCCUUUUUUUAUUACGAUGGAGUGAUUUUUAGACACGAUAUUAUAUCCUGAAAGUACGUUGGAUUCUCUCCCUCGACAAUGGACCUUUUCACCUUUUGACCCCUGCCCCCCUCCCCCCCGUGACCAGUAAGUAGUCCUGAAGUUUCUGGCGUUUGUCAAAUUAAAACUGAGGAGCGCUUCAUUUGUUUGAGCUGAGGAUUUUAAUCUACCCGAAUGAUACAUAAUCAAAUUUAGUUUUUGGGAAGGGGAUUCAAAAAGUAAUGAAGCGUACCACAGGUGGAGAAAUCAAGCGCUCCUCAGCAACGUCAAACGCCAGGGGAACUUUUUAUUCCCCCAGAUUUUUCUGACCUACUCCGAGUGCAGACUGUUGUGUUGCAGUUUUGUUUAUUCCACCGCGUGUUUUGUUUGUUUAUUUGUUGAUUACUAUUUGAAAUGUGUAC
Messenger RNA from Limanda limanda (common dab), 3682 nucleotides. RefSeq names its product dachshund homolog 2-like. Lineage: Eukaryota; Metazoa; Chordata; Actinopteri; Pleuronectiformes; Pleuronectidae. The coding region runs from base 229 to 2145 and encodes 638 amino acids. The record is from RefSeq and is a predicted model, not a curated record. The transcript is spliced from 12 exons.